AUGGACCAGGUAACGUUUUCUCUUUUGCACCGGCGACUGGUGUCCAUUGGGUUUGACGGGUGGGACGCCGUGUGCGAGGAGGACGUGUACAGAGGGGACCCGCACUGCUACGCAGGGUUUAUGCGUAGCAUUCUUGCAGCGUUUCCACACGCCACAGCUGCAUUGCUGCACAAAUACCCCUGGCUCUGCGUGGAGGGCGAUGAUGGGGCUCUCGCACACUCUGUCUUGCGUGUGCUGAUGCAGGAAUAUGGCCGUAAGCCUUCCAUAACGGCUAUGCAGUUUAGAGCGACGAAAUAUGCCUCCGCGAAGAUUAAAACAUGCAUAGAGUUGUUUGACCUCCUGAGCAGGAUGACUGCCCGUGGAAGGAGAGCGGAGUGCUCCCGUGCUGCCAAUAAGAAGGAGAGCAUUGCGGAGAUGGAUUCUUCCCGUCUGUCGAGCUGUGACUCCACAGCACUUCUUCUGGAAGCACAGCUACAUAGCCUUGAUGAGCGAAAGAGGGCGCUUAAUCGACUUUCUCGUGUGUGA
Molecule: messenger RNA, 525 nt
Organism: Trypanosoma grayi
Lineage: Eukaryota; Euglenozoa; Kinetoplastea; Trypanosomatida; Trypanosomatidae
Exons: 1
Coding region: 1-525 (174 amino acids)
Source: RefSeq, a predicted model, not a curated record